GCCGCCGCUCCCCCCCCCCCCCGGCCCUAGCCCGGCCCCACCCGCGCCCGGGACAGCGCUGAGCCGGGGCACCGGGCCCGGCCCCGCGCCGCCCCCCCCGGGCCGCCCCCGGGAUGGGGCCCGGUGGCACCGGCAGCGGUUGGCCCCUGGCCGGGACCGUGCUGGUGGCCGUGGCCGCCUCGCUGGCUGCGGGCGGCGAGGACUGCCUGUGGUACGUGGACAGGAACGGCUCCUGGCACCCCGGCUUCGACUGCGACUUCUUCACCUUCUGCUGCGGCACGUGCCACCAGCGGUACUGCUGCCGUGACCCCCUGCGCCUGCUCACUGAGCGCCAGCAGCGUCACUGCCUCGCCUUCAGCCCCAAGACCAUCGCGGGCAUCGCCUCGGCUGUGGUGCUCUUCAUCGCCAUCGUCACCACCAUCGUCUGCUGCUUCAUGUGCUCCUGCUGCUACCUGUACCAGCGCCGGCAGCACCUCCGCACCCCAUUGCAAGGCGCAGAGAUCCCGCUGUCCAGCUACCCCCCUGCAGCCCCCCCAGCCCCCUUCCCCAUGGACCCCAAAGCUGGCCCCGUGCCCCCCCAGCCCGGCUUCGCCCCCAUGGCUGUGUACCCGCCGGCCGGCCCUGCUGCCCAGUACCCGCUGUACCCCUCCGGCCCGCCCGUCUACAACCCCACAGCACCUCCGCCCUAUGUCGCGGUACAGCCCAGCUACCCCGGAGCCUGAGCACCCACGGGGACCCUGGCACCCUCCUCCCACCGCCGGCCAGUGGGGCCGGGCUGGGGACCCUUGUCCCCCCACCCUGGGGCCGGGAGGGUGCCACGGCUGUGGCAGGAUCAGGCCCUUCCCGGCCGUCCCGCGGAUGACCCCGUGCCGGCAGCACAGGGCGGCUCUUGUCCCACACACUGGGCCCUUUGUGGGUGCCUCCAGCCUGGCUCUGGGUGCCAACGGCCCCGUGCACCCAUGGGGGGGAUGCCCGGGGGCCCCCCGAGGGCCGUGCAUCACCGCACCCCUGCACGCCCGCGUCUGGAUUUGGCCUUGGCUCUUCCCUGCCGGGGUCGGCAUUAAACCACGUCUUGUACCCCACA
Molecule: messenger RNA, 1084 nt
Organism: Harpia harpyja (harpy eagle)
Lineage: Eukaryota; Metazoa; Chordata; Aves; Accipitriformes; Accipitridae
Gene: SHISA4
Product: shisa family member 4
Source: RefSeq, a predicted model, not a curated record